Melanaphis sacchari is the source of this 3072-nucleotide messenger RNA. RefSeq lists its product as uncharacterized. The record is from RefSeq and is a predicted model, not a curated record. Bases 616 to 1344 code for a protein of 242 amino acids. Lineage: Eukaryota; Metazoa; Arthropoda; Insecta; Hemiptera; Aphididae. The transcript has 3 exons.
CGUCGCAUGUGCGCCGUACCGCGACGCCAGCGAACACGACGGAUAAUUAUUACUACUAUCGCCGCCACCGUAGUCCGGACGAUUGCCGCAGCACGCGCGCGCCUCCUCGCCGGCCGGUACCCGUCGUACACCGUCGAUCGCCGUCGCCGGACGCGCGCACGCGCAUACACGGCCGCCGCCGCGAUUCGGACCCGAGCGAAAGGGUCCGUCCGACCGGCGAACACUCUUCAGUCGUUGGACUACACGCAACUCUUCCGGGUGUAGAGUGAAUCGGAACUGCUCUCCGAGCACUCUUCUUCGCGUGCAACGCCGCCGCGGACAUCAUAUUAUUGUACUAACUGAUUUUUUUUUUUUUAUUAUUCGCGGCCAUCGUUUAUUUUUUUUUGAUACGACUAUAUUAUUAUUUUUCGUACAGUGCGUUUUCGCGUUUUCUGCGAUUUGUUUUGUGAAUAAAAUUUUUGUGUUCGCAUUUUGAUCUCGUCAAAAACUUUUUCGAUGAGAUAAAAAAAAAAAAAAAAUUAAAAAAAAAAUUAAAAUUGAAAAAUUAAUAAGACUUAAGAUCCGAAACAUUGCGAUUCGUCUCCAGAAAAAAAGAAGAAAAAAACCGGAUCAGACAUGGCCAUACCGUUCGAUCCGCCGUCGCCCAAUCCCGACACAGCGAGGGAUCAUUAUUUGCAAAUUCAAAAUCUGCUCAAAGAAUUGUUGACAUUGCUCAGGCGAAUGCCCUCUUGGAUGAUCGGUGAUCAACAUAACUAUCCGUACACUAACAUCAACAUAUCUACUCAGACUCCGUCGCCGUAUUCGGCAGAAGAGAGUAAUCGUCUUUGGGUACAGCAACAGCAGCAUUCGAUGCGCUUGUUCCACCGCCGACGUUUACGUGAACGCCAACAGGAGCGACGCGAGCAACAACAAGAACUCGAGCGGCAGCAACAGAGCGAUCAACAGCAACAACUGUUGUUGCCCGACUUGGUGUCGUCAUGCGGACCGACGUCGCGUCAACCGCCGCCGCCACCUCCGCCGCCGCAGCAAUCGGUACAGCGACAGUCCGCGGUCGACGACGACAAAUUUUUGGGCGCCGUCAAGCUGCAGGUGGCCUUGUGUCCGACUUGCUAUUACGGCAAAGAGCGCAAGCUGAAGGUGAUCGCCAUCGCCAAGUUGGACGAGAACGGCAAGCCGAUCCGCUGGAACACCAACCGCGACGACGAAGAAUUGUUAAUUGUCGAGAAUCAGAGUACAAAAGUAAAACGGCGAAUCAUGUCGCUGCUUCAUCCAUCGAAAAUUGAAUCGUCCGUACUCACCGCCAUGUUCGUAAUCAUCGGCUGGAAAAUGUUCAUCAAACAAUAAUAUAGUUUUGUUUUUAGAAUUAGAGAGAGAGAGAUAGCGAAAAAUACAAUUUUUUUCCACACCUAUAUAGAAAAGACUCCAAAACCAGGUUCCAGUCACGGUUUUAGUGACUAAAACAAAUUUUAAUUUUAAUGUUAAUCAAAUUGACCGUUGAUCUCAAUUUACUAAAAUGUGAGAUGUUCGUAACCGUAGCCAAAUGUAGUAUUAACUUAUACUAUAUUAUAAUAAACUAUUAUUAUUUAUACUAUUAUCCAAUAUAAUCGUCGACUUGAACGCGCGUGUAGAUGAACUCAUUUGCAGUUGCUGCUGCUAAUUAUACGUACGAGUUUCAUGUCGAUUAUUAUUAUUAUUAUUAUUAUUAUUUUGCUUAAUAUUAACAUUAUCGUAUAAGUAUGUACCUAUUUUUUUAAUUUUUUUUUUUUUUUUGUAAUAUUAAUCUCUAUUUCUAUGCUUCAUCUGUUGUAUUUUAAUGUCGUUUCACAUGGGAAUUCUGCGGUUUCAGUCCCAGACCUAUUCACAUUUUGAUCUCGUUUUUAUAAAACUAUAGCUUCAGAACGGCAUUACCGUGGUGGUGAGAUUUCCUCUAGCUCCCACGGUUUUGAAUUAGUACGAACUGCUAUAUUGUAUUAAUUUUUAUAUUUUUUGCUCACUGUAAAUAAGCGUUUUUAUCUUUUUAUUUGUACACACACACACACUCGCGCUGCGUCAUAAUUAUUAUUAAUUUAUUUUUCGAAUUUCGUCCGUUCGCUACGGACGCCGUAAAUUCUAUUAUUACACAGCUAAAGAAAAAAAUCGAAUUCUCUGUGGACGUUUUUCUCUUGUUUCUAUUCGUUUUACUAAUAAUAAUUAUUGUAUAGGUCAUAAUACGACGUGGUAUAGUAUACCAGCUGGUAUAUUACAUUACCGAACGCUGAGAUCCAGUUCUAAUAUAUGUAUACAUCAAAAUAAAAACGACGACUAUACAUUACAAUAUAAUUCAUACUUUGUGCGUCGAGAAAUCAUUAAAUAAAAUACCGAUAUUAUGAUCGCUUUGUAAAUAAAUUAAUCUUAACAUAUUAUCAUAAGCUUGUUGCAUGCAGCGAGAUAUUAACUUCCUAUAUAUAUUAUAAAUAUAUGAUAUGUAUAGAAUGUAUUUUUUGAUUUUCUUAUUUUUUACAUUUUUUAUUAUUUUGAAAAGCAUUUCUGUGGUGUUAAAUAAAACUUGGACGUCGUUGGGGCUUUUCACGUGCUUCGAGCUUAAACCAUUCUUUGCGAAUUUCCUCCCGGCGACGAUCCUCGUUUCGCCCAUCAAAGCGUUUCUGUGAUAAUGCCAUUAUUUUUUUUUUAUCUAUUGAAUUAUAUAUUUAUCUAAUAAAUCUAUGGCAUUUCUUGUGUUUUCUACGGUUCCUCAUAAAGAAUCGUAAUUUAUAUAUAUUAUGUACUUUGUAAAUUAUUAAUUGUAUUGAUAAGGUUUUUUUAAAUUAUUAUUAUUAUUAAUAGGUUGAUCUCUUUUUCGUAGUACUUAAGUAGAUAGUGUUCUUAGCUAUUAGUUUAAUAUUAGUAUUAAUUAGUAGAUAAUAUUAUUACACUUUAGAUUUAAUGAUGUUGAUGUUGAAUAUUGUUAAUAUGGUCAUCUCUCUCUUCUGUUCACUAAAUAAAAAUUAAAAAAAUAUUAUUAUGAAAUGUACCUACUUGCGUUGCAAGAGAUUAUCUUGAUGUUCAUGAUUGAAAAAAAAAAUUGUAAAAACU